CUGCCUUCCUAUGUGGUAGUAGCAACUACAAUAACAACAACGAAUUUGUACAGCCGGAAAUAACAACGGAAAUCGAAAUGGAAAAUUGCGUUAACAACAUUUUAAAUGGUACAGGAACAGUUGAAUUUACACUCGCCCUUGAUUCAGAGGAGUACUACGAACCAUACAAAAGAUUGGAGUUCAAAAAAACAUUUAAGAGCUUAAUUAGCACCUGUCUCGGGAGAUAUCAUAUAUUUAUAAUCAUUUAUAUCAAAUGGCAAAAUUGUGGCUUGUUUUUAAAAUGUUCACAACUAAAUCAUGGUAAGCCUGUUGAACAGUUAGUCAGUGAGCAAUAUUUGCAUUAACCAGACCAUAGACAAACAACAGCGAAGUAUUUAACUUGUCAUGCGAACAUUAAUGGAAGUUGCCUUAAACGAUAGCCAGACAAUGGGCCAAUUACCCUUGAUUCUGGCCACCGUCUGGAUUAUCAACAAUGCCUUUGCAACUCAUACGGUCUCAGCAGUGACCAUAGGUCAAUAUGCCAGCAAUAAGGAAAACCAGCAACAUCAAAACAAUUUAAUGGACGACAUUCUAGGAAGAACCAUGAAGUCUGGAACAAAUUUAAAAUUUCUAGUGGUGGGCGAGAUGUACACUUUCGAUGAUUCGGAGAAUUUCCUAAACGAAGAGGAACGGCUAGGGCAUUUUUUCAAAUACUACUCAAAUCGAGAGAGGUGCAUUUGGAUUUUGGAUGGCCUUGAGUCCUACAUGCGACUCGAAAAAGAGUUGCUCAAUGAAACUCGUCACUAUCACCGCAAUGGAUUUUUCCUUUUGGUCUAUACCGGCACGGAGCCCCAGCGCUUGCAUAAUAUCAGAGUCAUCUUUCGUCGUCUAUUCCACAUCUAUGUCAUCAAUGUCAAUGUUCUUAUGAUGGUGGGAAAAGAUGCCUAUCUCUUCACUUAUUUUCCAUAUUCACCCACCAAAUGUCAUUCAUCAUUGCCCCAUCUGUACUUAUCCUUCAAAGGUGUAGAAAGCAAGGGAUUUGCCAUCACCAAGACAGUAUUUCCCAGUAAAGUGGAUAACCUACACGGCUGCGUUCUCACCGUGGCAACAUGGGAUCUACCUCCGUUUGUAUUUGUAGACAAAAAUCCCAAAACUAAAGAACUCAUUGCACUACACGGUAUUGAGGGUUCCAUGAUAUCGUUUUUCGCCGAGAGAAUGAAUUUUACCAUACAAGUUGUGGAACCGCUACCCUUGGAGAGAGGAUAUAUUUUUCCAAAUGGAACUGUGACGGGAGCAACAAAAAUGAUAAUGGAAUCCAAAGCCAACAUAACUAUCAACGCCUACAUCUACAAUUCAAUACGAUCAGAGAUUCUGUUGGCCAGUGAGAGCUAUCAAACUAUAACAUUUCUCAUGGCAUUGCCCUUGGGCCAACCGCUGACCCCUUUUGAACGAUUGAUAAAACCAUUCCACCAUAAAGUCUGGAUGUGGUUUAGCUCGAGUCUCAUCAUUGCCAUUGUUUGCAUAUUUGUAAUUCGUUUUUUGGGUAGAACAAAACUAAUGGAUUUCAUUUAUGGACAUAGAAAUCGCAGACCUCUUACCAAUCUUUUGUCCACGCUCUUUGGUGGAGCUCUCUACAAUUAUGGACCGGUUCGCAAUUUCGCUCGCUAUCUGCUUACUUUGUGGCUUUUAUACACUUUUGUCUUGAGGGCUGCCUACUCAGGGGAACUCUUCACCAUACUGCAGGAUGGCAACUCGCAUAAUAACAUGAAGACCUUGGAAGAGGUAGCCAGGAAUAACUAUACCAUAUAUGCCUUUGGCACUAUGGCCGAUGUCAUUCGACAUGUUUUGCCUCAUGGCAAUAUUGUGAAGCUAAUCGAUGGCGAAUAUACGCUAGACGAACUUUUUGCCCGUGUAUCUGAGCCCAAUACAAAGGAGAAAAUCGGUCUAUGUACCUUUGACUAUAUCAUACAGUACUACAAUCAAUUGAAUCCGACGCGUAGAGUGAAAAAGCUGGCGCAGUCCAUCAACACUUCGCCCUUGGUCUUCUAUAUGCCUCGUCACAGCUUUUUGAAAUUGAAAACAAGUUCGCUGAUUAUGCAAAUGAUUGCCACUGGUGUAAUGAAACGAAUAAAAAGUGUUGGCAUCUAUGCUCCGAAUCGUGAACCUCCUCGCCAAAAGAAAACCAUUCGAUUAACAAUGAAAGUGUUAUUGGGCAUAUUUUUCCUCUAUGGGGCUUUUGUGGUAAUCUGCAUCCUGGUGUUUAUUUUAGAAGUAGUCUCUAAGAAAAGUCGUUGUAUUACAAAAGCCUUGGAUUUUGUGAAUUUUUAAAAUAAAAUUGU
Messenger RNA from Stomoxys calcitrans (stable fly), 2318 nucleotides. RefSeq lists its product as uncharacterized. The coding region runs from base 385 to 2307 and encodes 640 amino acids. The record is from RefSeq and is a predicted model, not a curated record. NCBI's taxonomy places the organism in Eukaryota, Metazoa, Arthropoda, Insecta, Diptera, Muscidae. The transcript is spliced from 4 exons.